CUUCUUUGGCCGACCACUCACAUGCUCUCAAGCUAUAGAUAUUCCCACAUUAAUCCAUGAAAUAGCUUCUUUACUCCUCAAGUGGAAAGCCAACUCCUUGUAUUUAAAAAUCUCGAUAAUUCAGCUGUUGUUUUUCCUUUAGCACCUAGUCGUGUGGGAGUUCUGCUGGCAACCACAAUUUGAUCGUGGAUUCCUUUUGCUGGAAUUUUCCAUGCAUUUAUUUCUUGGAGGUUGGUCAGAUGAAGAGAACCAGCCACAAGUGAGAUUUACUAGUUGGGCCAUUUUCAUAUUAUUAUUUUUAUUUGGAGGAAUUUGUCUAGGUGGGACUAUGCGUCUUCUCACUUAAACUUGCUCAGCCAUGCAAGGUGGCUGAGCACUUCCUUCUGUUUUUCAAGGGAUUCCUGGGACUUAACCUUUCUGUCUUGCGUUCUGCCCAAGGGAGUACAGGGGAGGUUCUUCUGUCAGGGUAUUAGGUUCCUUUAAUUGAGGGUGCGCACUUUGUAGUGUAGUGUAGUAAUGGGGAGGCUAGGUUUUGACAGGGUUUUGGAUUGCUUCUCUCUUUCAAUUUCUCCAAAUUCUUGUCUUUGCAUGGAUCCCAUGGAAGAAGAAGACGAUCUGGAGAGAAAUGCUCUGAUGAAGAGUCACGUCGAGGAGAUGUUAAAGCUUAGAGAUAUUGUUGAUGGAAGCAAGACACUGGCUUUUCAUCUUGAGCCCAAGACUGUAGUUUUAAAGGUGUCAAUGCAUUGCAAUGGCUGUGCAAGAAAAGUGCAGAAACACAUCUCAAAGAUGGAAGGAGUGACCUCCUUUGAAGUAGAUUUGGAGAACAAGAAGGUGGUUGUGAUGGGGGACAUCACUCCUUUCGAGGUCUUGGAGAGUGUUUCCCGGGUCAAGUUUGCAGAGCUAUGGGUGGCUCCUCAGUCAUCUAAAAGUCAACUGCUUGACGAAGGCACCAACACAAAGUCUACCAGUUCUCACUGACAGAUCAUUUACUUUCAUGGAACCUUGCACUUGGUCUUCUUCUCACAUAUCUUGUCCUGUGUCUUCUGUCUUGUUACCAAGCUUGGUUGCUUUAUUUCAACCAGGGGUUUCCUUGGUGAUGAAGCUAAAUUUUCACAUAGUUUCCCUCUUUCUUUAUUUGGGAAGUGGAAAAAUUCCAUUGUUGGGCAUCACUUUUUCGCUAUAAAUAUCAUCCGAUGUGUUGUUUUGUUUUGUA
Phoenix dactylifera (date palm) is the source of this 1213-nucleotide messenger RNA. Its product is annotated as copper transport protein ATX1-like. Gene Ontology annotation, molecular function: metal ion binding. Lineage: Eukaryota; Viridiplantae; Streptophyta; Magnoliopsida; Arecales; Arecaceae. The record is from RefSeq and is a predicted model, not a curated record.